This is a messenger RNA of Frankliniella occidentalis (western flower thrips), 3996 nucleotides long. RefSeq names its product ATP-dependent 6-phosphofructokinase (gene Pfk). Gene Ontology annotation, cellular component: 6-phosphofructokinase complex; cytoplasm. The record is from RefSeq and is a predicted model, not a curated record. The coding region runs from base 128 to 2533 and encodes 801 amino acids. Gene Ontology annotation, molecular function: ATP binding; fructose-6-phosphate binding; 6-phosphofructokinase activity. Gene Ontology annotation, biological process: fructose 6-phosphate metabolic process; canonical glycolysis; fructose 1,6-bisphosphate metabolic process. Lineage: Eukaryota; Metazoa; Arthropoda; Insecta; Thysanoptera; Thripidae. The transcript has 18 exons.
CCUCCCCCACUUCCUAGCUCAGCUGGCUGCUUGCUUCGACGAGGGCGGUGCUCGAAAAUCAAAUGUGGUAGACAGAAAGAAGGUCACCUUCAUUUUAUCUAAGCUGGUUCUCUAUCAAGACGUCAAGAUGGAUGACGAGCCGAAGCAACGUUUCAUUGAGCAAGGCUCUCACAAGGGCAAGGGCAUUGCAGUUUUCACAAGUGGAGGCGAUUCUCCUGGUAUGAAUGCUGCUGUCCGGGCUGUGGUUCGAAUGGGUAUUUACCUUGGGUGCAAGGUGUUCUUUAUCAAGGAAGGUUAUCAGGGAAUGGUUGAUGGUGGAGCCAACAUUGAAGAAGCCAACUGGUCCUCUGUGUCAUCAAUCAUCCACAAGGGUGGUACAGUCAUUGGAUCUGCUCGCUGUACCGAUUUCCGCGACCGACCUGGCCGCUUGAAGGCUGCCAAAAAUCUGGUUGAACGUGGAAUAACCAACUUGGUUGUCAUUGGUGGUGAUGGUUCUCUUACUGGAGCCAACCUGUUUCGCCAGGAAUGGAAAAGCCUGUUGGAUGAGCUGCUUUCGACAAAACAAAUCAAUGCUGAACAGAGGGAGAAAUACAAGCAUCUCCAUAUAGCUGGAAUGGUGGGGUCUAUUGAUAAUGACUUUUGUGGUACUGAUAUGACUAUCGGUACAGACUCUGCACUGCACCGUAUUAUUGAGGCAAUUGAUGCUAUCGUAUCCACGGCCUACUCUCAUCAGCGAACAUUCAUUAUGGAAGUUAUGGGUAGACAUUGUGGGUACCUUGCAAUCGUGGCUGCCUUGACAUCUGAGGCGGACUAUGUGUUUUGCCCAGAAAACCCUCCACCUGUGGACUGGCCCCAAAAGCUGUGUGACAAGUUAGAACAGGAGCGAUCUGCUGGCCAGCGUCUAAAUAUCAUCAUUGUGGCUGAAGGAGCUAUCGAUCGUGAUGGGGAACCUAUCACUGCUGAAAAAGUGAAACAGGUUGUUGUUGACAAUCUAAAACAAGACACCCGUAUCACUGUUCUUGGACAUGUGCAGCGUGGUGGUAGUCCAAGUGCAUUUGAUCGAGUUUUGGGUUGCCGAAUGGGAGCUGAAGCAGUCAUGGCUUUGAUGGAAGCUACACCAGAAACAGAGGCCUGUGUAGUGUCUCUUGACGGUAACCAGGCUGUUCGCCUACCUUUGAUGGAAUGUGUCGAAAGGACCAAGGCAGUUGCACAGGCUAUGGCUGACAAGCAAUGGGAGAAGGCAGUCCAACUUCGUGGAAGGAGUUUUGUGCGUAACCUGGAGACGUACAAGAUGCUGACCAGGCUGAAACCACCCAGGACAGCUUUUGAUGAAACUGGACGUGGCGUGUCAGCAUUGAAAAAGCAAGACACUUUGUGGGGACAGGAAGGUUAUACCUUAGCAGUCAUGCACAUUGGUGCUCCUGCCUGUGGCAUGAACGCAGCUGUCCGGUCAUUUGUCCGAAACUGCAUUUACAGAGGUGAUACCGUCUAUGGUAUACAUGAUGGUGUGGAGGGCCUUGUUGCUGGCAAUGUUCAAAUGAUGGGCUGGUCUGAUGUAACUGGUUGGGUUGGCCAAGGUGGCGCAAUGCUUGGUACUAAGCGAACUCUGCCUGGUGCAAGGAUGCCACAAAUUGCUGCACGCUUGAAAGAAUUCAAGAUCCAGGGUCUUCUCAUCAUUGGAGGAUUUGAAGCUUAUCAAGCUGGUCUUCAACUUACUGAAAAUAGGUCAAAGCAUCCUGAGUUCUGUAUCCCCAUUGUUAUUAUUCCAUCAACUAUAAGUAACAAUGUGCCUGGCACUGAAUUUUCAUUAGGUUGCGACACCGCUUUGAAUGAAAUUACUGAGAUCUGUGACAGAAUUCGUCAGUCCGCCCAAGGUACUAAACGUCGAGUUUUCAUCAUUGAGACUAUGGGUGGUUAUUGUGGAUAUCUGGCAACUGUUGCUGGUUUGGCAGGAGGUGCUGAUGCAGCCUACAUUUAUGAGGAGAAGUUCUCUAUCAAAGAUCUUCAACAGGAUGUGUACCACAUGGCAUCCAAGAUGGCUGAGGGAGUCCAGCGUGGCCUGAUUUUAAGAAAUGAAAAAUGUAAUGAAAAUUAUAAUACCGAUUUUAUCUUCCGUCUGUACUCUGAGGAAGGCAAGGGUCUAUUCAGUGCCCGUAUGAAUGUUCUUGGUCACAUGCAACAAGGUGGUUCACCUACGCCAUUUGACCGUAAUAUGGGCACAAAAAUGGCAGCCAAAAGUGUGGAGUGGAUGGUUGGUCAGCUGAAACAGCAUUGUCGUGAAGAUGGUUCAAUCAAUGUCAGUUCUCCAGAUUCAGCUGUUAUGAUGGGCAUCGUUCGCCGUCAGUACAAAUUUUCUCCUCUCCAGGAUCUCAAAGCAGGCACCAACUUUGAUCAGCGCAUUCCAAAAUCUCAGUGGUGGCUGAAAUUGCGCCCACUGCUAAGGAUCUUGGCUAAACAUGAUAGUGCCUAUGAAGAAGAAGGAUUAUACAUGACGGUUGAAGAGGGAGCUGAGGCAGAUUCAAUUGUUGUUUAAUCAAUUAAAUUGAAUUGUAUUCUUUAGUGCAAAAUAUAAUGUAAAUUUUAAAUAUUUUUCUUAAUUUUAUUUCAGGCCAUCAAAUUUUUUGUUUUAUGGUUUGUCAUGUUGAUUUUGUGUUUCUCAUUUUCAUUUUGUGAUUCUUCUGUGAGUGAUUCUAUGUGGUACCAGUUCAAAAAUGCUUGCCUCAUCAGACAAUGAUGGUUAGCACACUAGUCUGUUUCACCGGUAAACUCAUCAAACACUCAGAGAAACCAAAAUAAUUUUAUGCUUCAUAAUUGUGAAUUAUAGUAGAUUUUAGUAGUGUAGUAAAUACUUUUGGUUCACUUUUAACCAGUCAUGCUUGAAGGAUUCUUGAAAUCAUGUGUUUAUUACUCCAUGAUGCAUCCUUUGACUUUGAGAACACUUUUAAUAGGUGUUUGUUUUUUAAAUGUCUAUUUUUGCUUGAAGUGAUUUUAUGUAUACUGUAUUUAUUGAGAACUUUUGAUUGCUGUUGCGUGCUUUUCAUAUACUCACAUUUGAGUGUGUAUAUACCUUAACUUCCUAUUCUGUUUUGAAACCUGUCAGUUGUUUAGGGAAAAUUAAAUCAAUAGUUUUAUUUUCUUAAUCAGAAGGAAUGUUGUUUUGUUUUAUAUGAGUCUAUAUUUUGUUGAUUUGGCAGAUAUCUUUAUUUUGAUAUUAGUGUGAUAUUAUGAUUUCUAGCUUUAUUGUUGCCAUUUAAUACUCUCAUAAAUAAGUAAAUCAGUCCCUAUGUAAGAAUUAGUUCGAUUGCUGAUCAUGUCACAAUUUGAAGGUUGUCUGUACAUAUAUACUUCCUUUCUUUUUUGAUCAUGUUCAACACCUUAGACGAGCAUAUCUAUGCAGCAUAACUUUGUAGUUUUUCUGUAGACAUCAAUAACUGAAUUGUGAAAUAAAUUUAGGAUUCAACACAAGUGUCCUUAAAUUGAGGGAUAAAGAUUGCAGCUAUCAACAGUGUGAGAGCAUGAGAACGGUUCUAUAUCUAGUUUUUGAAAGGAGUUAUUGACAUUAUUAGCAAGGCAAGAUACUGUUUAUUUUAGGCCAAUGGUUCACUUGUCUCUGUUAAUCUUGUCACUGCACCUCUUGAAUUCUCCAGGUCUAAAUUUGCUUUCUCAAGUUUUAAACUGGAGAAAGUUAAGUAUUAGAGUUCUGUGUCAACUAAAAUGGUUUGGUGAUUUAUAGGUUGAAAAGAAGGUUUGAUCCCUUUUGGAUGUGAACACAACCAUUUUGGUGGUAAAUGGAACUGUCAAGAACACCAACAGUAUUGAAAAACACAUCCAUGUUAGUUGCAUAAUGAUGAAAUUAGUUCAGUUAAUACUAAUUAGGCAGUACCUGCCUCUUUGGAUAGACCCUGCAAAAAGGGGCUGGAUCCCCAUCUUCUAAGAAAUUGAUUGUUAUUGGUGAAAACCAUUAGCUCAAUAAAGUGAUUAACUGAGCAAAAAUGA